GUCAUGAAGGAGACUCCCGACCCUGCGAAAUUCUUUGACUGGAUGGUUAACACCGAUGUCAACGGUCGCAGCUGUGGUCUUUGCGGUCUGCCCUUGGAAGACCGGGCGCCCAACAGCUCCUAUGUGCAGCGUAGUGACUGUGGCAACCACAGCCUGUUCGAGCACCCGGAUAAGGCGUUGGUGCCGCUGAGCACGUUCAGGAAAGAAGCCACAGAGGAGAACAACGAGACCUUCGCCUGGUGCGAAAUGAACGUGGAAAAGGGCUGUGCUGAUGCGAUCUAUAACCAGGAUUACAUGAUGUUUGCCAAAAGUGUCCGGCUACCUGAUCUACCACUUGUCGGCUACAAGUCCAUUGCGUAUGACAUGUAUUAUUGCCUCCACAAUGGUUGGCUGGCCCCGGAAAUCAAGGCAGUGCAGCACGACUUCAAGGGCAUGACCGCCAAAGCCAAGGAGUUUUGUGACAGCGAUCACCUGGUCAGCCUAGGCUCCAAGGGCAACAUGACUAUGAUGGACAUGAUUGUCAACUACGUGCAAGACUUCCCUCUCAUGCCUUUCAGCCGUGCGUACAGCUUCUGCGUACAGGAGGACGGCAGCAUCGGCACCUAUGAAGAAUGCAAGGGCUGGGACCCUGUGAAAGGCAUGCCGGUCAAUUAG
Molecule: messenger RNA, 654 nt
Organism: Symbiodinium pilosum
Lineage: Eukaryota; Dinophyceae; Suessiales; Symbiodiniaceae
Source: the annotation of a GenBank genome assembly